UUCACAAUCACAACCAACCUACAGUAUAUCUAUAGCAAACGCGCAUUCUUCAUUCAAGUCAAUCAAUAUUUUUUAUUGUUCUCAGUAAGAAAAUGCUCAAGAGGCAAUUCUGUAUGCUGAAAGCCCAGGGAAGGCUCCCACUGGACCUCCCUUUGAGACCAAUGAAGGACUGGCUCCUGGCAGGGAAAAGAGUCUUCCUGGAGCGUGAGGCAGAGACAUGGAAGAGAUGGAGGAAGGUCUCUGUAGCUGAAUUGACUUGGGAUGCAAAGAGGGGCCUGGAAUUACAGGAAACAGAGACAGAGAGAGUUAUCCUGCUCAGUGGCCAGAGAGUUCAGGAUGAAUUAAGGAUACCAAAUGUCAUCGUGGACACUGCUACCGACGGAGACAUCCAGCUUCUGAAAGAGGAGCGUUUGAAGUUAAUCCGAAAAUUCUAUGAUAUGAUUGCAGAACUACCAAAGUCCUAUUUCGGAUCCACUGAGAGCCUUCCUGAGAUGUGUGGCAGAGGUCCUGAGGUGUGUAGCAGAGUGCCUGAGGUGUGCAGCAGAGGUCCUGAGGUAGGUCCUGAGGUGUGCAGCAUAAGUUCACAGGUGUGCAGCACAGGUCCUGAGGUGUGCAGUGGAGUGCCUGAGGUGUCAAAUGCAGUGGGAGAGGUGUCAAGUGACACAAAGAAGACAGAGGCUACUGGAGCCCUUCUGAACACUGGAAAUGGCCUGAGAAAGGUGGUGCAGCUAUCCAAUGAGAGCCGUCCUGAGGUGUGCAGCAGUCCUGAGGUGUGCAUCAGAGUGCCUGAGGUGUUCAGUGGAGGUCCCGAGGUAUGCAGUGGAGUGCCUGACAUGUGCAGUGGAGUGCCUGAAGUGUUCAAUGGAGGUCCUGAGGUGUUCAGUGAGGUGCCUGAGGCACCAAACGCAGUGGAAGAAGUGUCCAGUGACAAAAAGAAGACAGCGGCUGCUGAAAACCUUCUGAAAACGGGAAAAGGCCUAUGCAAGGUUGUGCAGCUAUCCACUGAGAACCGUCCUGAGGUGUGCAGCAGUCCUGAGGUGUGCAUCAGAGUGCCUGAGGUGUUCAGUGGAGGUCCCGAGGUAUGCAGUGGAGUGCCUGACAUGUGCAGUGGAGUGCCUGAAGUGUUCAAUGGAGGUCCUGAGGUGUGCAGGGGAAGUCCUGAGGUGUUCAGUGAGGUGCCUGAGGCACCAAACGCAGUGGAAGAGGUGUCCAGUGACAAAAAGAAGACAGCGGCUGCUGAAAACCUUCUGGACACUGAAAAUGUCCUUAGCAAUGUUGUGAACCCCAAAGGGUGGCUGAAGGAGGGCUGGGAAGAUCAGCUGCACCAAGACUUCACUAAUAUGAUUGCAAAACUCCCAAAGUCCUAUUUCGGAUCCACCGAGAGCCUUCCUGAGGUGUGCAGCAGAGGUCCUGAGGCCUCAAAUGCAGUGGAAGAGGUGUGCAGUGACACAAAGAAGACAGAGUCUACUGGAAACCAUCUGAAAACGGGAAAUGGCCUAAGCAAGGUGUUGAAGCUAUCCACUGAGAACCGUCCUGAGGUGUGCAGCAGUCCUGAGGUGUGCAUCAGAGUGCCUGAGGUGUUCAGUGGAGGUCCCGAGGUAUGCAGUGGAGUGCCUGACAUGUGCAGUGGAGUGCCUGAAGUGUUCAAUGGAGGUCCUGUGGUGUGCAGGGGAAGUCCUGAGGUGUUCAGUGAGGUGCCUGAGGCACCAAACGCAGUGGAAGAGGUGUCCAGUGACAAAAAGAAGACAGCGGCUGCUGAAAACCUUCUGAACACUGGAAAUGGCCUCAGCAAGGUGAUGCAGCUAUCUACUGAGAGCUGUCCUGAGGUGAGCAGCGGAGUGACCGAGGCGUUGAACUCAGUGGCAAAGGUGUCCAGCGAAACAAAGAAGCGGAAGAAAAAUGGCGUUUCUGCGAUUCUUCCGACUUUCUGA
Molecule: messenger RNA, 1931 nt
Organism: Coregonus clupeaformis (lake whitefish)
Lineage: Eukaryota; Metazoa; Chordata; Actinopteri; Salmoniformes; Salmonidae
Exons: 8
Coding region: 93-1931 (612 amino acids)
Source: RefSeq, a predicted model, not a curated record